Candidozyma haemuli is the source of this 3333-nucleotide messenger RNA. RefSeq names its product histone-binding protein (gene SET3). Lineage: Eukaryota; Fungi; Ascomycota; Pichiomycetes; Serinales; Metschnikowiaceae. Bases 1 to 3333 code for a protein of 1110 amino acids. The record is from RefSeq and is a predicted model, not a curated record. The transcript has a single exon. Gene Ontology annotation, molecular function: protein binding.
AUGAACAAGGAAAAAGAAAAGGAGCAGCUUCUUCAGGACGCUUCUACCCUUCUUAUGUUCGCCAACGUGGCCCGUCAAGGCCUGGGGCUGCCUGGCGACUCACCUACCGAUCAGAACAAAACAUCUUCACCACAAGAAGCAAACCAACCAAACCCAAGCGGACAACCUCACAGUGGUGGCUCGAGUGUUUCUACUACUUUGAAGAACUCUCCAACGCAGGGUGCCACCGAGUCUCCCUCGAUACCUCAGAAGUCGCCUAGCCAGAUACCAAGCCAGACACCUUCAGGUCCACAACUAUCUCCUAGCCAGCCGGCUGUGCGUUCGCCACCACAACUUCGACACGGGUCGUGGAAUACUCCUCUAGGCUCUCAGUCCCAUUUACUGCCAGGCAGCGGCUCCCUACCGCCUGCUCUCCCUAAUAGAGGCUAUUUUCCAUAUGUGUACUCUGGCAGCUCACAUUACGGGCCAGGCCUCCAACAGCCUCCACAACAGUUACCUCACUUAGGACAUUCUCCCCAAUCUAGUGAAGCCAAAAUUCCAUCUAUCGCCAACAUCCUGAGUUAUCCAAAGCUAGAAGAGAGUGCUGCUAUCAAACAAGAGCCUAAGGACAGUGCUAAUGUGAAAAGUCCUCCGCUUGAUUCUGGAAAACCACAGUCACCAAGCCAGGGCAACCUUCCUGCUCAAGGUAGCUUCCAGACGCACCGCAGGUCGACUUCAGGAGGCUUCUCUAGUUCGGGCCACUCUCCUGGUGCAGCCAAGGUUGCAUUGUCAAGAGGAAUUAAUGUCGAAACAGGGAAGAGAAGCACGGACAAUGCUGUCAUUGCCGCUGCCGCUUUGGCGGCCGCUGCUGACAUUCCUCUUCCACUAAAGCGGAAGGAAGAGGAGACCAAGCCAGAGGACACUUCAAAAGCCCCUGCUACCAAAGAUGAUUCUGUCGUUACAGAGCCAGAGGAUGAUAACAAAACGGACGAUGAGACGAUACCAGAAAACACGCCAAGAACAGGUGCCGUGGCAGCUUUCCCAUCCACGUCAACACAGCCCCGUGUGAAUCGUCCUGUCACUCCACCAUCUCCCCAACAGGAGCCUCCAAAACCACUUACUUUGAACGAUGGCUCGCUAGAGACUGCUAAAGCAAUCGGCCUGACAUCUUCAGAGCAUGCCGCUGCCGUGCAACCAAAGGAAGAGCAAGAGCCUCACAGCACAACAAAUUAUAGACCUCCUCCACUUCAUCUUUACAAGGUGGAUCCAGACUCAGGCAUCAUUGGUUGUAUUUGCGGUAUUGAAGAAGAUGAUGGUUUUACUAUUCAGUGUGAUGUUUGUUUCCGUUGGCAGCACUGCUCUUGUAUGGGCUAUAGAACCAAUGAGGAAGUUCCAGAGGACGAAUACAAGUGUUAUUACUGUGACGAAAGAAAAUGGAAUAAGUUUAAUCCUGACACAUGCCGAAAAGAUACCUUGGCACGCUUGGAACUCGAGAAGGCUUCUGAACUGGCAACAUCUAAAUCUCUUCCAGGGAAGCGUAAAGCCUCUGGUAGCAACGGGGAAGACAAAAAGAAACGCAAGACUGAAAAGGAUGCUAAACCUGCGGUCGCUACUUCCAGUGAGGUCCGUCCUGGCAAUAGCAAGCGUAAGUCUUCAGGAAACUUAGCAGCUGCGAAUGUCACGCCAGCAUCUCCUGGUGUGCUGGACAUCCCACUCAAGAAUAAUGAUUUGCUCGAAGACGGUGUUACCGCAGAAACUUAUCAAAGCGUCUACUACAAACUCAAGGACUACGAUUACAAGACGCCUUCUGUCAAGAGAAAUUUGGAGUUAUUGGGUGCUGAGUUCGAGAAGAGCUCCCAAAGAUCGCUGGCGAUCGAAACAGUCCCAUUAGCCUCCUACAAGUCGACUAAGUUCAGUAAAGUAAUCUUGCCGAUUCAUCAAAGAUACUUGCAGGAGAAGAAUGAGCUUCAAAAGAACAAAGGCUAUAAUAAGACAGCAGUCCAAGUGAAGCCAUACAGUGAGAACCCGAAGCACAAAUUCACGGGCGUUCAGAAGGUCGGAUUGUAUAUUACUGAACGUGCUGCAACCCCUGGCGCUGACACGACUAUUCCUGCCGGGACUAAUGUUAUCGAGUAUUUGGGUGAAGUCGACUUCUUUGAUCUGUACAAGGCUAAUCAUGCCAAUCAGUACUCGCUGUGGGGUGCAGUGAAACCGAAGGUAGCUGUUGUCGACUUGAAGCUUUUUGAGAACCAGCCACCGGUUCAGGUCGUUAUUGAUGCUCGUUUUGUUGGUAAUGAAUCUCGUUUCAUCCGAAAGUCCUGUCCAAAUGCAGCUAAUUGUGAAAUAAGGCCUGUUUACAUUCCACAGUUAAGGUCCUUCAAAUUCUUUGUUGUUACUACAAAGCCAAUCACAUUGAAGGGUGAUACCAUGGAUGAAGAGUUGCGGAUUGCCUGGGAAUGGGAUGAUUUGCAUCCUAUCAAGCAAAUGGUGCCUGCGACCGAGUCAGCGGAUAUUAAGGACUGUAAGAAGUUUGAGGAUUUCGACGAAGACCUGAAAUUUCUUUUGAUCUCAUGUGUUGAUGCUAUCCUCAACUUUACUGAGUGUGGUUGCAAUACAGCACCUUCGACAUCACAAUGCGCUAUUUUCAAGAUCAAGAAGGCAACUUCGUAUUUGCUGAGAUCUACUAGGAAAGCCUCGGGUCUCUCCAAUACCUCCUUGAGUAAAUCAAAGGAGGUUUUGAUGAUGCCCCAACAGGUCAAAGAAUUUGUCUCAUGGAAGGAGAGACUCGUGGAGCGUGACGGGAAAUUGCAUGCCGCUUUAUUCUCUCUUACUCCAUCAGAUGAGUCGAGCGAGAUCUCGAGCGAAGAUGAUCCAGCUCUUGAGCGAUCUGCUACUCCUGGGGUUCAAUCUGUGGCUGAUGUGACAGUGGAGAAAGCUGUGCGAGACAAGUCGUCCUUCUUCCGCGUUCCUUUUAAGAAACAACUUCUUUCUCGCGGGCACUUUUACCCUAAUAAUGGACGGACCAUUGAAUAUUCGACUGAGGAGAAGACAGCCGGAGAUACUAAAGAAGCAGAUGGUUCAAGAGUGUUGGCUAUACCUAUUGUACCAGAAAUUCUUUCUCUGAUUCGGGACACUGUGAACGAAACAUUGAAACCUUUAGCAAGAAUUACUAGCGAUGUAAAGGUCUCUGUGGACUCGACCGAAAGAAAGGAGAGCGUUGGUGGUCAAGAAAAAGAGAAUGUUCCAGUGGAACUUGCAACUUCGAGGUCUGAGGAAGUUGUGGAGCCUGUUACUAAGACACCAGCUGUUGUGAAGAAGCUUUCGUUCGCAGACUACAAGAAGAAGAUGAAGUAA